CUAAAGGCAGAAGAAUCUGAUAUUGUUGCUGAAAAGAUAUUUGAAGAAAAAGCUGAAGAAAGUCAGAAGGUGGAUGUCAAGGAUUCCGAAGCUAAAGCGCAGAAAGCAAAGGCCCUGGAGAAGCAAGAACUCGAGGAGAAAAAACUGGAUGAGACGAAACAGAAGCAAGCUGUGAAGGAUGCAGAAAAGAAGGCACAGAAGGCAGAAGAAUCUGAUGUAGUUGUUGAAAAGAUAUCUGAAGAAAAAGCAGCAGAAAGUCAGAAGGCGGACGUCAAGGAUUCCGAAGCUAAAGUGCAGAAAGCAAAGGCCCUGGAGAAGGAAGAACUCGAGGAGAAACAACUGGAUGAGACGAAACAGAAGCAAGCUGAGAGGGAUGCAGUAAAGAAGGCACAGAAAGCAGAAGAAUCUGAGGUUGUUGCUGAAAAUAUAAUUAAAGAAAAGGUAGAAGAAAUUCAGAAGGCGGAUGUCAAGGAUUCCGAAGCUAAAGCGCAGAAAGCAAAGGCCCUGGAGAAGCAAGAACUUGAGGAGAAGCAACUGGAUGAGAAAAAACAGAAGCAAGCUGAGAAGGAUGCAGAAAAGAAGGCACAGAAGGCAGAAAAAUCUGAGGUUGUUGCUGAAAAGAUAUCUGAAGAAAAAACAGAAGAAAUUCAGAAGGUGGAUGUCAAGGAUUCCGAAGUUGAAGCGCAGAAAGCAAGGGCCCUGGAGAAGCAAGAACUCGAGGAGAAACAACUGGAUGAGACGAAACAGAAGCAAGCUGAGAAGGAUGUAGAAAAUAAGUCCCUAAAGGCAGAAGAAUCUAAUAUUGUUGCUGAAAAGAUAUUUGAAGAAAAAGCUGAAGAAAGUCAGAAGGUGGAUGUCAAGGAUUCCGAAGCUAAAGCGCAGAAAGCAAAGGCCCUGGAGAAGCAAGAACUCGAGGAGAAACAACUGGAUGAGACGAAACAGAAGCAAGCUGUGAAGGAUGCAGAAAAGAAGGCACAGAAUGCAGAAGAAUCUGAGGUUGUAGCUGGAAAGAUAUCUGAACAGCUGACAGACGAAGCAUUCAAGUCUAAAGAAGCAACGUCUUUGGAGAAUCCAAUUCUAGAAGUAGAACAACUGGAUAAGAGAGACAAGCAUGCUAAAAAAGAUACAGAGAAGGGCAAAAAUGCAGAAGUUUCUGAAGUUCAUUCAAAGAAGCUAUUGGAAGAAAAGGUGGACGAAAUCAAGAAUCCUGAUGAAGCAUCCAAACCUCACGACGAAAAGGCCUUGGAAAAGCACAAGCAGAUUGAGAUAGAAACUGACAAAAAGGACCAAAAGGCAGAGACUUUCAAUGAAAAAAUAUUGGGUCUAUUCCAGGCGCUUGCUCUCAGCACAAAUAACGAGGCAUUGCAGACAAUUGUGACGGAAAGCCAAGAUAUUAUCGAGAAUCUCAGGGAUGCUGAAAAGAGGCCUGCCCAGACGCAGCUGAGCAACUAA
Molecule: messenger RNA, 1452 nt
Organism: Drosophila obscura
Lineage: Eukaryota; Metazoa; Arthropoda; Insecta; Diptera; Drosophilidae
Product: DNA ligase 1-like
Exons: 2
Source: RefSeq, a predicted model, not a curated record